Molecule: messenger RNA, 689 nt
Organism: Poecilia latipinna (sailfin molly)
Lineage: Eukaryota; Metazoa; Chordata; Actinopteri; Cyprinodontiformes; Poeciliidae
Product: parvalbumin beta-like
Exons: 5
Coding region: 118-447 (109 amino acids)
Cellular component (GO): cytoplasm
Molecular function (GO): calcium ion binding
Source: RefSeq, a predicted model, not a curated record
CACAGCGUGACAGUAUAUAAAAGGUCAUUGGGAGCACCGGGAUGGUCACUGCAGUCGACUCCAGUCUUGUCUGUGUCAUCUGUACCCUACAAAGCAAAAGGCACAACCGAGAUCAAAAUGGCUUUCGCAGGUGUACUGAAUGAUGCUGACAUUACUAAAGCCCUGGAUGAGUGCAAAGGCGCGGACUCAUUCGACUACAAGAAAUUCUUCAAGACUUGCGGUCUGGCCGGAAAGAGCGCCGACGAUGUCAAGAAGGCCUUCGCCAUCAUUGACCAGGACAAGAGUGGCUUCAUUGAGGAGGAAGAGCUGAAGCUGUUUCUGCAGAACUUCAGCGGAGGUGCCCGUGCACUGACCGACGGUGAGACCAAGGUUUUCCUCAAAGCCGGUGACAGCGACGGAGAUGGCAAGAUUGGCGCUGAUGAGUUCGCUGCUUUGGUAAAGGCAUAAAGAUGGCAACAUGACCAACAACACAUGCUCUGAUGGAACAACAAUGCCCACAUCGACCUCCCCCCUUUUCAUCUGAAUAUAAAUAAUUUUUAUACAUUUGCUUAAGGGACAUUUCCUCCUCUAUGCAACACACUGUCCAAAAGGUGAUGAUUGUGAAUGUCGCUCGGUUGUGUUCAUGUCUUAAAUAUGAAUUUUGCUAACUGUAAAAUCUAUAAUGCACUUUCCAGGAACUAAAAGUAAAA